AAUUCGCAACACUAUUUCCAUUCCUCCAUUUUCGCUUGAGGGGGGGAUAUUCUUGGAGCAAGGCUUGACCUUGGUCAGUCAGAUACCAGCAAAGUGACGAGGGCGAGCUGACUUAACUCCGGCCUCGCUUAUUGAACUGAAAAAGGUGCAGAGUGCCCUUGAGCACAUCCGUCCUGAUCCAUGACUUAAGAGGGUGAAGUUCAACACGCGUGACACCGUAGAAUCAGAUGUCACGAAGUGAAAUUGAAAAUUACAUCAUCGGUUCGGGAGGCCCCGCAAUCGGCAACGGCGUGUCUUGGCAUCGCGAAACUUAGCCCCAAGACCGAGAGCGCCCCGGUGCUUCCUCCGACAACCGCAGUCCGCAUCCACGCUCCCAAUGUCGUCCGCGCCGGCCAAGGAAGACGCGCACCCGGCCGUCAAGGGGCCCAGCGCCCUGCGGUCCAUCCUCGCCGGCUCGACCGCCGGCGCAGUGGAAAUCGCGAUCACAUACCCGGCCGAAUUCGCCAAGACUCGGACACAGCUCAACCGCAGGCUAGCCGAGGGUCAGAAGCUGCCAUGGCCGCCAUUCGGCAGGCAGUGGUAUGCCGGGUGCACGACACUGAUCAUUGGCAACUCGGCCAAGGCUGGGAUCCCAACAAGAACAAGGGCUGACGGGGAACCUGCAGGAUUCGUCGCCUUCGACCAGUACAAGAAGCUCCUCGCCGACGCGGACGGCAAGAUGUCAGGUCCACGGACGGUGCUCGCAGGCUUCGGCGCCGGCGUGACCGAGUCGCUGCUCGCCGUCACGCCAACUGAGAGUAUCAAGACGACUCUCAUCGACGACCGCAAAUCCGCCAAUCCGCGCCUGCGCGGCUUCCUCCACGCGGUGCCCAUCAUCGCGCGCGAGCGCGGCAUCCGCGGCUUCUUCCAGGGUUUCGUGCCGACCACGGCGCGGCAGGCGGCCAACAGCGCGACGCGCUUCGGCUCGUACACGGCGCUCAAGCAGCUGGCCGAGGGCUACACUGCGCCCGGGGAGAAGCUGGGCGCGGUGGGGACCUUCGCGAUGGGCGGGCUGGCCGGGCUGAUCACGGUGUACGUCACGCAGCCGCUCGACACGGUCAAGACGCGCAUGCAGAGCAUCGAGGCGCGGAGCUUGUACGGGAACUCGUUCCGGUGCGCGGCGAUCAUCUUCAGGCAGGAGGGCGUGUUGACUUUCUGGAGCGGGGCGCUGCCGCGGCUGGCCAGGCUGAUUAUGAGUGGCGGGAUUGUGUUUACGAUGUAUGAGAAGAGCAUGGAGUUGAUGGAUCGGUUGGAUCCGGAACGGAAGUAUAUCUGA
Chaetomium strumarium is the source of this 1315-nucleotide messenger RNA. Its product is annotated as putative tricarboxylate transporter mitochondrial carrier protein. The transcript has 5 exons. The coding region runs from base 377 to 1315 and encodes 312 amino acids. Gene Ontology annotation, biological process: mitochondrial citrate transmembrane transport. Gene Ontology annotation, molecular function: citrate secondary active transmembrane transporter activity. Lineage: Eukaryota; Fungi; Ascomycota; Sordariomycetes; Sordariales; Chaetomiaceae. Gene Ontology annotation, cellular component: mitochondrion. The record is from RefSeq and is a predicted model, not a curated record.